This is a messenger RNA of Tripterygium wilfordii, 629 nucleotides long. RefSeq names its product mitochondrial import receptor subunit TOM9-2-like. Gene Ontology annotation, biological process: intracellular protein transport. Gene Ontology annotation, cellular component: mitochondrial outer membrane. The transcript has a single exon. The record is from RefSeq and is a predicted model, not a curated record. NCBI's taxonomy places the organism in Eukaryota, Viridiplantae, Streptophyta, Magnoliopsida, Celastrales, Celastraceae. The coding region runs from base 80 to 403 and encodes 107 amino acids.
AUCAAAAACCCAAAAAAACUGCCUUUAUUCGGAAAAUCUAAAACCCUAAUCGGCCGGUCUCUGUCUACUGUCUCUCACAAUGGCGUCUGCGGGCAAAAGGCGAUUGUCUAUAUCCAACGCCAGCAGCGACGACGCAGGGAUCAUCACGCGAUUCACUCGCAGCGUAUCGGACUCUCAGAUCGUUGACACGACAAAACGGGCGGCGGGGGACGCGGCGGUCGUGGCCAAGAAGCUGCUGAAGAGCACCGGGAAGGCUGCUUGGAUCGCAGGGACAACGUUCCUGAUCCUCGUGGUACCCCUCAUCAUUGAAAUGGAUCGCGAGCAGCAGUUCAACGAGCUCGAGAUACAGCAGCAGAGCCUCCUCGGUCCCCCGCCACCGGCCCAAGUCCAGCUUCCAAAGUGAACUCUCGAUCUCUCAGCUGAAGACGAGACAGUUACAGGUUAGGGGAAGGACCCUUUGCCUUUGAUUUGAAAUUUCACUGUGAUUUCGAAUUUCUAUGAAAGGAUGUUGAGUUAGGGUUCCAUUAUUUGAGCGAUUCAUGUAGUUUUUAAAUAACUCUCUUGAAUUAUCUACUUGUGAUGAUUGUGGAUUGAAGGUAUUCGAAUUUAAUUUGUCGUAGUUAAUCUAA